This is a messenger RNA of Marchantia polymorpha subsp. ruderalis, 1631 nucleotides long. NCBI's taxonomy places the organism in Eukaryota, Viridiplantae, Streptophyta, Marchantiopsida, Marchantiales, Marchantiaceae. The record is from the annotation of a GenBank genome assembly.
ACGUUUAGCACCUGAGAGUGCCUGCUUCUGCCGGAGGCAAGCCCCUGUUUUCCUACUGCACUGAUCGAGUCAACUUUCAGAGUGCAGCGUAAGCGUGUACCGAUCAAUCGAGCUUCGACCUGGGAAGGAAGGAAGUAUGCGGGGGUUGGAGACAGCGUAUUCUUCGCAAUCAAGAUGAUCGCCUAACGAGAUUUAUUCGGGGACUAUGGGUUGCUGUUUUGGCUGGCGCGAGGGCUUAAAUUGAAGUCCGCUGGGGAAAGAAAGCUGUCCUUCGAAUUCGUGGAUUUAGUUUUGGGAUUGAUAUGAAUUGAUCAGGUUUCUAGGGGGACUUUGCGCGCAGUGGGUCUUGGAUAAGGAGGAUCGUCUCCUUUUGAAAUUCGAACAGAAACUCGUGCUCAAUUUUACCGGGGUAAAUAUGGAGGUUGUGGCGGUUGGGACAGGGCUUUUAGUGCCAGCUUCUGUCACUGCUCUCGAUGUCACGCACUUGUCGACGGGUUUGAGUGUCAAUUACUGUCCUUGUUUUAGAAAUUUGAAUUUAAAACUUUUCUCGGGUCCAUGUACUUCGAGAUCAGUAAAGAGAAGUACGAGAGUAUCGCAAGUGCAAGCCGUGCUUCUACAGCCUUCUGAUGGUGCUCAAGAUAACGUGAAUGACUUUGUUCGGCGGGUGGAGCAGACUUGGUCAAUUACUAACCAACCAAGGCCAGUGCAAUGCAAGGCUUGUGAGACUUCGGGACGGGUGGACUGUCCUUGGUGCAAGGGAACUGGAUUUUUUAUUAUUGGCGACUCUAUGCUUUGUGAAGUCCCAUCUCGAAACACAUCUUGCGUAGUGUGUUUUGGUCAGGGCACGCUUCCUUGUGAUGAUUGUAAAGGCACGGGAUUUCGAGCCAGGUGGCUAGGAGAUCCCAUCAAGAAGAAAUCCUGAGUUACUUAUUCAUCUCAGCAGAAGCCGGAGCUGUGAAAGCAGAUGAAUCAGCGGGUUUUGAAAGCUGAGAAAUUCUAGAUCAUCACAUUUUGAUGAUGUAGCAACUUAUCAUGAAGAAGGUGUUAAAGAUUACAGAGUUUGCUGUGUAUAAACCGUUGUAGUCGACCUUUCCUGCACGAAGUGUUAUUUGGAUGCACGAACUACCUAAAUUUGGUGGGUUAGGAGGUAUUUGGUUCUUCUCGUUGGCUUCCUAUGCCUAAGUUCACAUCAGAAGAAAUCAGCUUUCACUUUCCUCUAGUUUCGGGGUUCUGCAUCCUACCUAUUUGUAUAAUUGUAUAUAUUUUUACUGUAAUCUAGAUAACGAUUCAGCUAAGUAGUGCAGUUGGAAAGUGGGCAACGAUUAGUUGGGACUCCGGUUUCCGGAAUGUGCAGCACUUAACAAACAUACGUCAUUUGCAGAUGAUUGACCGAUUCUCUUCCAUCUCCUUUCGCAGACUAGAGACUUGUUAUAAACCUUCAGCCAGAAAAUUCUGAAUGCGGGAAUGCUGUACUUUUGUACUUCCAUUUUUUAUUUUUCAUAGUAUUCUUAAGGUGAUGGGCAUAGGAAGAGAGUAUUUAAAUUCAGUCCAACAGUGAUUUGGAAAUAAAAAUUGUUAAGAUGAGCAGAAUUACGCAAAUUCAUAUUUUUUAAAUAUUUGGAUACAUGUGA